This is a messenger RNA of Dendrobium catenatum, 681 nucleotides long. RefSeq names its product protein SAMBA. The coding region runs from base 66 to 401 and encodes 111 amino acids. The record is from RefSeq and is a predicted model, not a curated record. Lineage: Eukaryota; Viridiplantae; Streptophyta; Magnoliopsida; Asparagales; Orchidaceae. The transcript has 3 exons. Gene Ontology annotation, molecular function: anaphase-promoting complex binding. Gene Ontology annotation, biological process: negative regulation of organ growth.
GGAAUAUUGAACGUUCCCUACUCGCCCUUUAUUGAUCACCCGGGUUCACUUCUACUAAUCUCCUAAUGAGCUCUCCGGCGAGAUCGUCGGCUUCGGGAACGAGCGCCGGGCAAGUUGGUGGCGCUUCCAGCAGCAGCAACGCUGGAUUAAUCGAUGAUGCUGUUUACCAUUUCCCUACAGAUCUCAUAUCCGUCCAUGACCGAAAGGAGGCGGUCCAGUCCGUUCUGAAGUCGGAUCUGACGGCGGCGCUCCAGAAGGAGUUGAAAUCCAUGGACGAAGAUAGUUGGAUGUUUUCUGGUCCUCGCUCUCAAAUUAAUCUUGUUCUAAGACCAGGUUCUCAUCCGCACAUGCAAAGUGGGAAACACGUGGAGGUGAAUCAGUUCAAGCAGCAAAUAAGAUAGCCUAAUCAUGAAGUUUUGGAAGUUGAGGUUAGUAAGUUAUACAAUCUUAGUACUCUGACCUAAAACAAAAUUAAUAUGAUAAUGCAUCUAUAAGAUAAGGUUUAUGUCACCUGCAUAAUGGUGAUUAAUAUUUUACAAAGAAGAGGCCCUUUCUGUCUCUGCACCUCUGAAUGUUAUCAUUCUUCUCUCUCUGUUUACAAAAGUAUCACGGAAAUCUUGAAAUUUACAACAUAAUUAUAAACUUUCAUCGCUGAAUGUUUUAUUAAAUUCUUAAUGAUUU